AUUAUAACCCUCACAACGCUGCUGGGCAAAAAGUAGCAUUAGAAUAUUACAAGCUUGCGGCCGGUAAAUUAGGGGCUGACAAGUGCCCAGCAAUUCCGGCCGGUCCGCAGCCUUUAGAGACGACCAAGGCUAUCACCGUUAUAACAACAAUCGUCAGAAUGAUUCAGACACGCCUUCUCGGUUGUAGCACAGCCGGAAGCGUAAGGCGGAGUUGUCCCACGGGCCUAAGACACUUGCAGCAGGCAACCAUCUCAAAGUUCCACACCCUCAGUCACCAGCCAACAAGGCGAACAAAGCAAAAAGCAAUUGCAGCAGCAACAGCAACAACACAACAGGAGGAAGUGUCCUGGGAGGAUUGGGUGCAGGAAGAUCGCCGCCGUACGACCGUUAGGCCAACUGCCGACCCAACUGCCGAACCGGGCUCCAAGUCAGCCAGGCGGCCAUCCAGGCUUCGUACCCGUGGCUCCAGCGGCGGCGGUGACGACGGCGGCAAGGAUGACGGCGAGCGUGACGAGGGCUUCACCAUUAGCGGUGGUAGCAAGGGAGGGAUCCGAAACCGUGGUGAAGACAGCAGCUCACAUCGCAGCCGCCAGCGCAGCAGGAACCGCAGUAACGCACAAGAAGGCGGUGUCGAUGCCGAACCCCAUGCCGCUGCUGCAGGCGGUUCUAGCGCCAGCGCAAACACGGCAGACGGCCGCCAGCGCCUUGACGCUGUACGGCAAGAUGUACAACAGGAUCGCAGGCAGGGCAGCAUUUCCGGCAGCAGCAGGUGGGGCAGGGAUAGGGGCAGUAGCGGCAGCGGUGCCGCUCGUGCCCUGAACCAGCAGCUGCAGGGUGCCGGGAGCUGUCAGGAGCUGCUGCGGGUGCUUCAGGAGCUGCAGGGGCAGCAGCAGGACCAUGAGGGGGGUGAUGAUGACGCCGCCCAAGACAGUGACGCCCAAGACGAUGAGGAGGACGAGGACGGCAGCGGUGCGAAGGGAACAGAAGCACCAGCAGCAGCGGCACCUGCCGCCCUGACGCCUGUCAACGUCGCCAGCGCCUGGGUUCGAUUGGCGAACCUUCGGACCUCAGCUGCCUUCAGCAGCGGCAGCGGUGGCGAAACGUACGGCAGGGGUGCUGACGGCGGCGGCGCCGCUGACGCCGAUGCUGAGAGUACGGUGGAGGGCGCUGCGUGCGCCUCCGUCAUUCGGCUGCUGCUGGGCCCUACGGUGGCGGCGGUGGCGCAGAUGGACUUGCGGCAGGCGGCGAACACGGUGUGGGCGGUUGCAAAGCUCGAGCAACAAGUGGCUUCAGCCACAUCGCCGCCCGCUCGCAGCGGCAAACGUCGCGGUAGUUUUGGAGCCGGAGGCAGCGGAGGCGGUGGAAGGUCAAGAGUCGGACGCCUACCCGAGUUGCUACAGCCGCUGCAACGACGAGUGCUUGAACUGCUACAGCCGCUGACUGAAAAGCCGAAAGCUGCUGCUACAGCCUCCGCGGAGAAACACGCUGGGAAGGGCCGUACUGCUGCACUGCUAGAUCUGCGUGACGCCGCUCAGCUCUGGUACGGCGUCGCUACAACAGUACGACACACAUGGGACGAGCAGUUGGUUUCGGAGCUCGUAGAGGCGACAUUGCGGAAGAUGGAGGCGGUGGUUGCGAGCAACGACAACAGCGACAGCACUGCUGCAGCUGAAACAAGGACGACAAGGGCGGCAGAAAACGGCAGCGGCAGGUACAGUCGCCGUCCGGAUGGCGACGACCGCAGCGCGAACGAGGAUCCCGACAGCAGUAGCAGCAGCAGCUGUAGUACGGCAUCCUUCAAGGAACGUACGGCAGUGGCUCAGCUUAUCUUCCGCAUGGGCGCUCUAGUGGGGCCCAACUUGGUUUCGGAACAUAAGGCCCGCCUAACCGCCCUCGUCGACAUCCUAUCCCGCGACCUCGCGGUGUCACCAGCUGCUGCUGCUGUUGAGGGCGCUGCUGCCUCCGGCCUUGCAUCAUCGACUUCAUCCUCUCCCUCCUCCUCCUCGCCAGCGCGACUGGACAACCCAGACUGCCUCCUAACAGGAGCUCGUCUCAUGCGCCUCAGUCUGCCGCCGGAGACUGUACGACAACUGCACGACGCCACGCUGGCGUUGCCUCCUGCGGCAGCGGCACGUGUGGGCCGUACGGCAAUGGCUCGCGCCCUUCACAGUGCCGUACAGAUGGGUUUGCAGCCCAGCCUGGCGGAGGCGAAACGCUGGCAGCGGCGGCUGGUGGCGGAGUUCAGUUCCGCUGGUGGCGCCAGGUGGCGUAGCUCGGACCUCUCUUGGACCAUGCUGGCCCUGUCUGGGGUGGAGGCUUACGUGCCGGACCCGGCAGCGCGAGAUGGAAUGGUCCGUGCGGUGUGCGGUGCGUUACGUGAGGCUCGCGCGAAUGAUGCGACGCGCAUUCGCGCGGCGGUUACGGCAUGGGGGCUGCGGUUGCCGGAGCGAGAGAGGGCGUUGUUGGCGCAGAAGGCUGGGGCGGAGGAGGAGGCCGACGUCGAGGGUGG
Messenger RNA from Astrephomene gubernaculifera, 2509 nucleotides. The record is from the annotation of a GenBank genome assembly. NCBI's taxonomy places the organism in Eukaryota, Viridiplantae, Chlorophyta, Chlorophyceae, Chlamydomonadales, Astrephomenaceae.